Messenger RNA from Leptosia nina, 252 nucleotides. The record is from the annotation of a GenBank genome assembly. Lineage: Eukaryota; Metazoa; Arthropoda; Insecta; Lepidoptera; Pieridae.
AUGUCUCAACCGCAAAGAAAAGCUGUGAUAGAUUUGUACAGAACGUUGCUGCACUUAGGCAGAGAUUGGCCCCAGGGAUAUAACUUCUUCAGGCAGCGAUUGCAUAAAGUGUUCUUAAAAAACAGUGAAGAAAAAGAUCCGAAAAAAGUUGAAACUAUGAUUAAACACGGAGAAUAUGUUGUGAAGGAGAUCGAAGCAUUGUAUAAGUUAAAAAAAUAUAGGACAUUAAAACGAAGAUAUUAUGAUGAUUGA